This is a messenger RNA of Lingula anatina, 825 nucleotides long. RefSeq lists its product as uncharacterized. Lineage: Eukaryota; Metazoa; Brachiopoda; Lingulata; Lingulida; Lingulidae. Gene Ontology annotation, cellular component: extracellular region. The record is from RefSeq and is a predicted model, not a curated record. Gene Ontology annotation, molecular function: growth factor activity; cytokine activity.
AUGGAAAACGGGAGAAUUCCCAGUUCAACUGUGCAGAGUUUUAGAUCAGUGGCAGCCAGGACACCAGUGUUCCGGUUCAACCCCCACUCAUGGCCGUCCAGCUCUGAGAUCACGUCUGUCCAGUUGGUGCUGCCUGCCUUUUACAACUCACAGGGCACCGUGACAGUGAACGGAGACGCCGUGCUUCGAGAGACUGUUACUGUGGGUACGCCGAAACCGCGUUCUUUUGUCGUUUUGAAAAUGCCAGCAAACGCAAGGAGGUACAUUAACCAUACUGACUCCUCAGUUGUUCUGUAUGUAAAAGGUCUGCAAAUUGAUGAGGAAUGUGAUGACUGUGAGGUUGCUAGGGCCGAGGAAGCGCCCCUGUUAGUAGUGCAGACUCCGCCAGAUGGCGAUCAGGACGAUACCAACAAACACCAGCCAGGUACCAGACAGAAGCGCGCGAUCCCGGAGCUAAUGCCGAGAGCAGACAGGGAGCUGGAUCCUUCGAUCCUUGCGACGGCCUGCAAGCUUCACUCAUGGUACGUCAGUUUUGCUGACAUGCACUGGGAUACUUUUAUCCUGAGUCCCAAAGGUUACACUGCCAAUUACUGCGCUGGUUCCUGUUCAGCUCCUCUGUUGCCGGCUUCCUCUGUCAAUGGCAGCAAUCACGCCUUUGUGAAAGCCAUGUAUCAGAGGAUGACGUCAGGCUCGGAUAGGUACACCACGUCACAUUGCGUGCCAGUGUCCUACAGUUACAUAAGUGUACUGUACUUUGACAAUGAUGAUGAUUUAAUUCUAAAGAGAAUCCCCGAUAUGGUGGCCAAUGCAUGCGCUUGUUUGUAA